Cuscuta campestris is the source of this 1927-nucleotide messenger RNA. The record is from the annotation of a GenBank genome assembly. NCBI's taxonomy places the organism in Eukaryota, Viridiplantae, Streptophyta, Magnoliopsida, Solanales, Convolvulaceae.
UUGGUUGAGUUUUGUGUUUGACAUGCUUGAAGAACUAAGAAUCAUAAACCAUGAAAUUGAUGUUAAAAUUAUGAAUUAAUGAUGCUAAAAUGAUCCAUGAACCUUGGAGAACAUUUUUAUAUACUUUAAUUGAAGUUUGGUGAGUAAAAGUGACAUUUCCGCAAGUUGGCUCGAGAGAAUGAGUCAAGCAGUUGGCAAUGACGGACAGGCGGUCCCAGAGGGGGAGCCUGAGCACGUGAGCGUGCACACUGAAGCGUCGAACAUCACACCUCAGCAGGCCUCCGAGCAGGCGAUCCCGGGCGUGGGCCCUAUAUCGAAAGCCAUCCCUAUCGUCCAUCCGCAGUUCGCGGCUAACUUCAUGAAUUUCCUCCAGCAGAUGGCUCGAGCUUACGUGCCACCACCGCCACCACCGCCGCCACCAGUGGCGGUGGUCACCAUCGAGAAGCUCCGGAAGAAUGGAGCUGAGGAAUUCUUGGGCGAUCAGAUCGCCGACCCCAUGAUUGCCAAACGGUGGUUUGAGCGAACCAUCCGAGUGUUGGGGAACCUGAGGGUUCCACAGGAGCAGCGUGGCGACCUCGCAGUUGCAUUACUUCAAGAUUUCGCCUACGACUGGUGGAAACGUGUGGGAGCAGACGUCCUGGAGCCCGUGCAGUGGGCCACAUUUGACCGACUCUUCCACGAAGAGUACAUCCCUGAGCACUUCGUCGAGGCGAAGCGGGAAGAGUUUUUGAAGUUCACCCAGGGUGAACUCACACUGCCUGAGUAUCGUCAGAAGUUUGACGAGCUCGCGGGGUUUUGGCAAGACCUCAUACUGACCGUGGAGAAGCGAUGCAAACGCUUCGUGGAGGGUUUACGUCCUGACCUUUCGACCCAUCUGAUCAUUGCUCCCCGGAGUGACAUCAACACGUUGUACAAGAAUGCGUUGGAUUUGAAUGCGGCCCUCAUCAAGAAGGCUGUGUAUGAGCAGACGCUAGGAGCGUCAACGGCACCAUCUCGUCCUCCUCCACACCAGAAGGCGGGGACCAGCAGCAAGAGGUCCUUUACAGCGCCGAGCAGCUCUCACCAGAGCAAGAAGGUGAAGUCAGCCCCAACUCAGUCAUCUACGUCCGUACAGAAGCAGGGCAUGAGCGGGGAUGGGUUUCGCAACCCGAUUUGCAACCUUUGUGGGCGUAGGCACCCAGGAGAGUGUUGGUACACUCUUGGCCUGUUCCUUGGGUGUGGCCAGGCCGGCCAUUUCCGAAAAGAGUGUCCGAAGAAUCCAGGUGAGGCAUUCUCAACCGCACCAGCCGCUCCAGCCCCAGCAGCGCAGCCCGCCCAGAGUCAGAAGUUGGCGGCAGCAUCUAGCCAGCCUAAGCGGCAGGCAUCUGGCGCUCAGGCGGGGAAGACCCCGGCCCGUACUUACGCGAUUCGAGGGCGUACCGAGCAGCCAGCCCAUGACGUCAUCAUGGGUAUGUUUACGUUGUUCGAUACAUCUAUUACAGCUUUGAUUGAUCCAGGUUCCACUCUAUCAUAUGUUUGUAUGCCUUUGCCUGUUAUGCCUAACAUUCCGAGGGAAAACCUAGACAACCCGGUAAUUGUGUCCAACCCAUUGGGACACAGUCUGCGACUCACCCAUGUGUAUCACGAUUGCCCGUUAGUAGUCCAGGGAAAGAUCUUCCCUGCGAGUCUCAUUGAGCUUCCACAUCGUGAGUUGGACGUUAUUCUAGGCAUGGAUUGGCUCACCGCCAACUAAGCCGUUGUUGACUGUGGAGUUCAUACUGUUCGACUGAGAGCUGAAGACGGUAGUGACAUAUUGAUCCAUGGUGAGCUUCUUCCGAAAGCUCUAGAAUUCAUUUCCUACAUUCAUGCUCGUCGACUCAUUCGCAAGAAGUGUGAAGCAUUCUUGUGCACAGUGCGUGACACUUGUUAGGAGGCGCCUAGUAGGGGG